Messenger RNA from Pseudoliparis swirei, 2606 nucleotides. It is a transcript of the gene mffb, whose product is annotated as mitochondrial fission factor b. The transcript is spliced from 7 exons. Gene Ontology annotation, biological process: positive regulation of mitochondrial fission. Gene Ontology annotation, cellular component: mitochondrial outer membrane; peroxisome. Bases 132 to 995 code for a protein of 287 amino acids. NCBI's taxonomy places the organism in Eukaryota, Metazoa, Chordata, Actinopteri, Perciformes, Liparidae. The record is from RefSeq and is a predicted model, not a curated record.
CACACCAGCUUGAAGCGGUGUGUUCGGUUCUGUUCGUCCUCCGUUCUGAUUGACGUUGUUAUUAAUACAGAACGGACCUGCGUUUUGACACGUGACACGUUUAACCUCGGUGCUGGAACCAUAACGUCCAGAUGAGUGGGCCAUAUGCCAACCCCGCUGCAGAGGUGGCUGAGAUGAACCGCAUCCAUUUUGAGUUGGAGUACACGGAGGGAAUCAGCCAGCGCAUGCGGAUCCCUGAGACCCUCAAGGUUGCCUCAGAGAACCAGACAGGGUCCAUGUCGCUUCAGCAGCCCUUCCCAAUACACACCACUAUGAUGCAGGUGCCAGAGAGAAUCAUCAUAGCAGGUGAUGAUGGGGACUUAGAAUGUUCUCGUCCACGAGACUUGGACCUAAUUCAAUCUGUCCCUGCCAUGGACCUGCUGAGCAUGAAGGCCCCUCCACGUAUCCUCACUCUCUCAGAGCAGCCACUGGACUCCCUUGAAAUGGAACAAACUGCCACUUCACAAAGCAAUCCCAUCCAUGCUGUCCACUUUAAUGCUCGGUCACGACGGGAACGCAGUGCCAGUGAGAACAUGACUGUCCGCCAUAGCGGUCAUAUUGUCAGAUGUGAUGUAAGUGUAACCCCUUCCCCUUCUGCCCCCCCAGUCCGGUUGUGUCCCCCCCUCUGUUCCCCUGACGAUGCUAACAUCAACCUGUUUACGGCUGUGGGGUUCCUGACUUAUAUCCAGUCAACAACACGCCGGGCUUACCAGCAGGUCCUCGAAGUGCUGGAUGACACACACCGCAGGACACACCUGGACUUGGCUCUGGAUAUAAACCCUGAUGAGUUUGGCUUAGUGGACGCUUCCUCGCUACGACGACAGAUUGUGAAGUUGAACCGGCGUCUGCAGCUGCUUGAGGAAGAAAACAAAGAACGCGCCAAGCGAGAAGUGAUCUUGUAUUCUGCUACAGUGGCAUUCUGGCUAAUUAAAACCUGGAUCUGGCUCCGUCGCUAAGGUUUUACAAGACUGAAUCUCCCAAAACACUGGAAGCCUAAGAAAUUCCUUGUUAAUGGUGCGACCACUAAAAUACAGUAUGAGACGACUACAUCUAAAGGCCGCCACGGGAAACUACCAGAACAUUGGCGAAUGUCCCCCACCACAGUCUUGUGUUUCUAUUGCAAAUGCUAUAUUGGAAUUUCACUUCGAAAAUUUAAAACAUAGCGCUGUCGAGAUAAGAUUUGAGGCAGUAAAACGUAACUCAAGUUUUCAAAACUGAUGAUACACCUAUGUUUGGACCUUUUUCCAAAUGUCCCAUUGGCUAGGAUUCACACCAUCACAUCUAACCAGAAGUUGGCUUUGAUCGGGGACAACACUAGCAUAUUAGUUAGCAUAUCUCUCAUUCAUAGAUUCAACUCUGUAUUUAUUUAUUGUAUAAAAAAGACAAGGCACAAUGACACUAUAGCUGGAUGUUAACAAAGUUUCAGCAACUACAUUAAUGUGAGCUACCGACUAGUUGCCAUAUUUGGCUAGAACUGUCUUUAACAUAGAACUCAUAUCAACUCUGAAUCACUGUCAAAGUUUCAGUCUGAAGUUUUUUCCGCCUAUCAAAUCCGGCACUGAUGUUCACUUAUAUUUAGGAAAACUAAAUGUGGUACAGAUAAUUUAAAAAAUGAUAUGUGGGCCAGUUCAAAGUAGCAAAUGUGUGUCUCUUAAUCUGCAAGAAUUGCAUAAACCUCACUGAUGAUUAUGGUUGUGUGUGCAAAAACUACUGAUUGCAACUAUUUAAUGCUUUAUAAAUGCACAGCAACAACCGAUGUUACAGUGACGCCUUCCAUCAAUCAUCUUUGUGGGAGUAAACACAAUUUGUAAAUGGGACUUUUUAGCUUUGGGAAAAGAAUCGUUGGAGGGGAGACAUGGAUCUACUUAUGCGACAAAUGUCUGAGGAGCCCAGAGCUUCUGACCUGACCUGUCUUGUCUGUUUGAGUUUCAUCAGGCUUUGUCAAAGUGUAAGAAGUAAGAAGAUUACAUCUAUAGAUGCCAUCAUAUUUACCCUGAAUGUCCUUUGAGUUCUUCAUCACAAAGUACUUAAAUACACUGUUGAAAAUAUUGUCUGUUGUUUACCUCUUUGUGACUCAUGGAUUUUGUUAUGAGUUUGACGAAAUGUCAACAAAAAUAUGAAGGCAACUAGAGGUAUUAUCUGUGCCAUGAUUAUGUUUCCCAUGCUGUUUCCAAAGUUUGUAUUAUUUUUUUCUAGAGAAUUUGAAUUUGUUUUUCACAAACCUGACAUUAACCGACCAGACUAAAAGCAUGGACUUUGUGCUUAUAUUCAUCAUACAGUGUGAUAUAGAUCUUAUAGCUAUUGUCUGUGUGAUCAUGUGUAAUAGAUGCCUACGUAUAUGUUCAUAACAUAUAGUUGUCAUUAUUUUUCAAUAAUGAAAUUAGUAUGCUUUUCAUGGACUUGUAUUUAUCACGUGUAAUGCUGAGAGGUCAACAAAAAGUUCCAGUAACCAUUUAUUUGUUGCGGUACCUAUUACUUAAAGCUGGAGUUUAAAGUGAAGUAUUUUGCUUUCCUUGUAAUAUCAAAAUACAUUCAUUGUUUGUUAAUAAAUGAUCAUUUCCGCCAGA